This is a messenger RNA of Olea europaea var. sylvestris, 2347 nucleotides long. Its product is annotated as lysine-specific demethylase JMJ25-like. Gene Ontology annotation, molecular function: histone H3K9 demethylase activity; chromatin DNA binding; transcription coregulator activity. Gene Ontology annotation, biological process: regulation of transcription by RNA polymerase II. NCBI's taxonomy places the organism in Eukaryota, Viridiplantae, Streptophyta, Magnoliopsida, Lamiales, Oleaceae. Gene Ontology annotation, cellular component: histone deacetylase complex; chromatin. The transcript has 10 exons. The record is from RefSeq and is a predicted model, not a curated record. The coding region runs from base 81 to 2093 and encodes 670 amino acids.
UGUCAGAAGAGGAAGUUUCAGAGGUUUGCCCAUUUUGCCGUGGCAAUUGCAACUGCAACUUGUGUAUACACUCAAGUGGCAUGUUAAAGAUAUCUAAAAAAGAUCUCACUGAUCGUGAUAAGAUUCAGCAUCUGCACUAUUUUAUUAGUGAACUUCUUCCAUUCCUAAAGCAUAUUCAUCAAGAACAAAUUGAAGAAAUAGAGGUGGAGUCUAAAAUUCAAGGUGUACUAUCAUCUUCAAUUGAUAUAAAACAUGCGAUUUGUUAUAAUGAUGAGCGUGUCUAUUGCAACCAUUGUUCAACAUCAAUCAUUGAUCUUCAUCGGAGUUGCCCAAAUUGCUCCUACGAGCUAUGUCUUAGAUGUUGCCAGGAGAUUCGUAAAGGUAAGCUUCCUGGAGUUUUUAAUAAGCCGAUUUUCCGAUAUGUGGAUAGGGGCUUUGAGUACAUGCAUGGUGGAGACCCUCUACCAAAAUCUUUUCAGGCAGAAACUUCAGUAAAUGAUUCUGGAAUGCCUAAUGAGUGGGUUGCCAACAAUGAUGGGAGUAUCGUUUGUGCUCCAAGAGAAAUGGAUGGAUGUGGUAGUUGUCAUUUAGAACUCAAGUGUCUCCUUUCGAAAGACUGGAUCUCAAGUUUGGAAGCUCGAGCACAGAAGAUUAUAAGAAAAUUUACUGUUGACAGAGUUUUUCAGCCACUUUGUUGUGAUUGUGACCCUGAAAAAUCACGUAGGGCAGCUUCUAGAGAAUGUUCCAAGGACAACUACUUGUAUUGCCGGGAUUCAAAGAACAUUCUGAAGGAGGAAGAGCUUUUCCACUUUCGCAGGCACUGGGCUAAUGGGGAACCAGUAAUUGUUCAAAAUGUUCUUGAGCAGACUAGUGGUUUGAGUUGGGAACCAAUGGUUAUGUGGCGUGCAUUAGCUGAACAUACAGAUUUACAAAUCAGUUCAAGAAUGUCAGAUGUGAAGGCUAUUGAUUGCCUGGCUGGUUGCGAGGUGGAGAUUAGUACUCGUAAAUUUUUCAAAGGUUACACUGAAGGGAGAAGAUAUCAUAACUCUUGGCCUGAGAUGCUCAAACUCAAGGACUGGCCACCAUCAGAUAAGUUUGAGGAUUUAUUACCCCGCCACUGUGAUGAGUUUAUCAGUGCACUACCAUUUCAAGAAUACACGGAUCCAAGGGCUGGUAUUCUUAAUCUUGCUGCCAAGUUGCCAGCAAGUGUCAUAAAACCUGACCUGGGUCCAAAGACAUAUAUUGCAUAUGGGAUUGUAGAGGAACUUGGAAGAGGGGAUUCUGUGACCAAGCUUCAUUGUGACAUGUCAGAUGCGGUGAACAUUUUGACUCAUACCGCCGACGUAGCUUUGAGCAAUGAGCAGCUCCACUCAAUCAAAAUGUUGAAAAAGAAGCAUAGAGAUCAAGAUGAAAGAGAAAGCCGGAAUCAAGAGAAAAAUGAAAACACCUCCAAAUUCAGCAGUGACAUCAAUGUGCCAGAAUUUGAAUGUCGGGAUAAUAAAAUGAGAACUGGAAAUGCAGUUUGUGAGAUGGGGACGUUAAAUCGUAUUGCCAAUACAGGAAAGAAACAAUCUGAAGGCCAUUUGGAGCAAAUUGGUGGUGGUGCUCUCUGGGACAUAUUUCGCAGGGAAGAUGUUACAAAACUGAAAGAGUAUCUUACUAAGCAUUCAAAGGAAUUUAGGCACACGUAUUGUUGUCCAGUUGAUCAGGUUAUCCACCCAAUUCAUGACCAGACAUUCUACUUGACUUCGGAACAUAAAAAGAGACUCAAGGAAGAAUUUGGCGUAGAACCUUGGACGUUUGAACAGAAACUUGGAGAGGCAGUUUUUAUUCCUGCAGGAUGUCCACAUCAAGUUCGAAAUCUCAAGUCAUGCACUAAAGUUGCUGUAGACUUCGUUUCUCCUGAAAAUAUACAUGAGUGCCUUCGACUAACUGAAGAGUUCAGGAUGCUACCGAAGAACCACAGGGCUAGAGAAGACAAGCUAGAGGUCAAGAAAAUGAUCCUUCAUGCAGUCAACAAUGCUGUGAGUGAUCUUGAAAAGCUAACAACUCUUGAAAACGAUGUGCUCUGGAAUGUGGAACACCAACAAUGAGUUAUUCUUGGUUGACAUAUACAACUUUGCCCCUGCAAUUAACCAUAUUUGAUGUUGCUAUCCUUGGAUUUUGUGGUAAUUGUUCAGCUCAGGGAUAAAUUUUGUACUUGUUUUUUCCCUGGAUUGUUAUACAAAUAAUUGUAGGAAUUUCAGUAACAAUACAAAACCUUAUAUUGUGUUACAGCCUGAAGAAUAGGCUGUAAAUCAGAUUAGAAUAACAACAGUUUCAAAUGAAAGAAAAUUUUCAAUUUCUG